AUGGCAUCCUCCUGGUCUGCUUGGCCGACGGGGGCAGCCUCCUGGCCAUCCUGGCCUACGCCCAAGGCGCAGGCCCUUGCGCGAGCCGCGGCGAGGGCAUCGUCCCAGCCACAGACCCCAUACCGACUUCGGGCGAACGAGGCCCCCCCUCGGCGUGCAGAUGACGCGGCGCCGGCGCGGCCUCCGACACUGCCAAAGCCGCAGCCGGCACAGCGAGUUGCUCAAAAGGAGCAAUCUCAACUUGUUCACCAGCCGGCCCUUCCUCGCAAAGUCCGACCUCCCGUGUCGACGGGCCCACGGCCGGUUUUGAAGCCCCAGCGAGGGGAGAUUUCUGCCGCCCCGGUGCUUGACCCGCCGUCCGUGGUGGCUGCUUCGCGGAUCAUGCAAGAGGCUUAUAACUCGGACACGGACAGGGGCGAGACCUCCGGCGAGGACGACGAUAUCUUGCGAUGGUCCCCGCCCUCUGUAGGCUCCUGGGAAAGCGACGAUGAGCGCCCUGGCUUCCUGGAGGCUGCGUGGCAACUCGU
Messenger RNA from Symbiodinium necroappetens, 527 nucleotides. NCBI's taxonomy places the organism in Eukaryota, Dinophyceae, Suessiales, Symbiodiniaceae. The record is from the annotation of a GenBank genome assembly.